Trichosporon asahii var. asahii CBS 2479 is the source of this 771-nucleotide messenger RNA. RefSeq lists its product as uncharacterized. The record is from RefSeq and is a predicted model, not a curated record. Gene Ontology annotation, biological process: DNA damage tolerance; protein monoubiquitination. Bases 1 to 771 code for a protein of 256 amino acids. Gene Ontology annotation, cellular component: Rad6-Rad18 complex; nucleus. The transcript is spliced from 5 exons. Gene Ontology annotation, molecular function: ubiquitin protein ligase activity; single-stranded DNA binding. NCBI's taxonomy places the organism in Eukaryota, Fungi, Basidiomycota, Tremellomycetes, Trichosporonales, Trichosporonaceae.
AUGGACCUCAACCACCCUUUGCUCCAGGCCGACGUUGAGCCGAAGCCCUUUCCUGAAUCCCAGCCGCAGCUCCGCCGCCUCGACAAGGCUCUCCUCUGCCCCAUCUGCAAGGAGCUCUUCGACCACCCCGUCAGCAUCGGGUGCGGACAUUCCUUCUGCUCCAAGUGUAUCCGGGGGUUCUUUGCUUCAACAACGAAGAAGACCGCCUGUCCGACAUGUAGUGAUCCGCAGACCGAGGGAUCGAUCCGACGGAACCGUGUGCUGGAGGAGAUACCAAAACUUGUCGAUCUCGUUCAACCUCCGCCAGCACGGAAGCGACGAAACAGCCUCCCGCGACGGUCACCGACGAAGAAGUCGCGAGGAGAGGGCAGCUCUCGCUCGUCACCACAACAGAGCCGAGGCGCAUCAGACGACGAUGACGACGACGAUGUUGUCGAGCUGGCUGAGUCUGGGCUUGCUUAUGGAGAUCGACCAGCGCUGGAAGCCCGCUUCCAGCAGUGGACGGUGAUGUACAACGCCAACAUGGAUUCGUCGCAUCCGGCAUCCCUGUCGAAGCUGCGUGCCGACCUGGAGCGGGCCGAGGCAUCGCGGAGGAAGGACAAGGAGCGGGGUAAGGAUGAGGAGGUCGAGGCUCUGCAGACAUCAGACGGGCUGAAGAAGUACGCUGCUGAGCACAAGAGUGAUUUUGAGCGACUUCGUCAGGACAUUCUUGAGCGCAAGCGGCGGAAGUCUCAGGGCGGACUGAAGGACAGUCCGAUCGAGGUCGAGUGA